Molecule: messenger RNA, 1470 nt
Organism: Chrysochloris asiatica (Cape golden mole)
Lineage: Eukaryota; Metazoa; Chordata; Mammalia; Afrosoricida; Chrysochloridae
Gene: ZBTB43
Product: zinc finger and BTB domain containing 43
Exons: 1
Coding region: 67-1470 (467 amino acids)
Biological process (GO): regulation of transcription by RNA polymerase II
Molecular function (GO): protein binding; RNA polymerase II cis-regulatory region sequence-specific DNA binding; DNA-binding transcription factor activity, RNA polymerase II-specific
Source: RefSeq, a predicted model, not a curated record
UGCUUUGGGCUGGAAUUAGUAAUAAUUUUUCUUUCUCUUAUAGCACUGAACAAGAUUUGUGAUGAAAUGGAGCCUGGAACAAACUCUUUUCGAGUAGAAUUUCCUGAUUUUUCCAGCACCAUUUUACAGAAAUUGAACCAGCAGCGCCAACAAGGACAAUUAUGUGAUGUCUCCAUUGUUGUCCAAGGGCACAUUUUCCGGGCACAUAAAGCUGUUCUUGCUGCCAGUUCCCCCUACUUUUGUGACCAGGUACUCUUGAAAAACAGCAGGAGGAUUGUUUUACCUGAUGUGAUGAACCCAAGAGUGUUUGAGAACAUUCUUCUAUCUAGUUACACAGGCCGUCUAGUAAUGCCUGCCCCAGAAAUUGUUAGUUACUUAACAGCAGCAAGCUUCCUCCAGAUGUGGCAUGUGGUGGACAAGUGUACUGAGGUUUUAGAGGGAAACCCCACAGUCCUUUGUCAAAAGCUAAAUCAUAGCAGCGACCAUCAAUCUCCAAGCAGCAGCAGCUAUAACGGUCUGGUAGAGAGCUUUGAGCUGGGCUCUGGGGGAAAUGCUGAUUUCCCCAAAGCUCAGGAAUUGAGGGAUGGAGAAAAUGAAGAGGAGAGUACCAAAGAUGAAUUGUCAUCUCAGCUCACCGAGCACGAAUACCUUCCCAGCAACUCAUCUACAGAGCAUGACCGGCUGAGCACUGAGAUGGCCAGCCAGGAUGGGGAGGAGGGGGCCAGUGACAGUGCCGAUUUCCACUACACCCGACCCAUAUACAGCAAGCCCAGCAUAAUGGCUCAUAAACGCUGGAUCCAUGUGAAGCCUGAGCGCUUUGAACAGGCUUGCGAGGGCAUGGAUAUGCACGCCACUUAUGAUGAGCACCAGGUCACUGAGUCCAUCAAUACCAUGCAGACAGAACACUCAAUCCAGCCUUCAGGAGUAGAAGAGGACUUCCACAUCGGGGAGAAAAAAGUAGAAGCAGAGUUUGAUGAUCAGGCUGAGGAAGGCAAUUAUGAUGAACAGGUGGAUUUCUAUGGGUCUUCCAUGGAAGAGUUUUCUGGAGAGAGGUCAGAUGGGAAUCUAGCUGGGCACAGACAAGAGGCUUCCUUAUCAACAGGCUAUAAUGAGAAUAUCGAAAUGGUAGCAGGAAUUAAAGAAGAAGCUUCCCACUUAGGAUUUUCAGCCACUGACAAACUGUAUCCUUGUCAGUGUGGGAAAAGCUUUACUCACAAGAGUCAGAGAGAUCGACACAUGAGCAUGCACCUCGGUCUCCGGCCUUAUGGCUGUGGUGUCUGUGGUAAGAAAUUCAAAAUGAAACAUCAUCUUGUAGGACACAUGAAAAUUCACACGGGCAUAAAGCCAUACGAGUGUAAUAUCUGUUCAAAGAGAUUUAUGUGGAGGGACAGUUUCCACAGGCACGUGACUUCUUGUACCAAGUCCUAUGAAGCUGCAAAGGCUGAGCAGACUACAACUGAGGCUAACUAA